Lichtheimia ornata is the source of this 1347-nucleotide messenger RNA. RefSeq lists its product as uncharacterized. The record is from RefSeq and is a predicted model, not a curated record. The transcript has 6 exons. Gene Ontology annotation, cellular component: endoplasmic reticulum membrane. Gene Ontology annotation, biological process: sterol biosynthetic process. The coding region runs from base 1 to 1347 and encodes 448 amino acids. Gene Ontology annotation, molecular function: oxidoreductase activity, acting on the CH-CH group of donors, NAD or NADP as acceptor. NCBI's taxonomy places the organism in Eukaryota, Fungi, Mucoromycota, Mucoromycetes, Mucorales, Lichtheimiaceae.
AUGGCCACCACCGAGGCAAAGAAACAAGAAGGCUCGUCAUCGGCGACAUCGAACCAAGAGUUGAAUCCAAGGACAACACAGUAUGAAUUCCUUGGUCCCGUGGGUGCAUUCCUCUUCGUCACGGUGCUACCUCUUUUGGUGCUCUUUUUUGCGGUCUGCUGCAAUGCCACCGGCUAUCCAUCCAAGUCCUUGAUGGCAGAUCCUCAAGCCUACUUUUCCAACCUCUUUACCAAGGAACUCUUGCACCAAUUAUUUGAUCCCGUGGCUAUGCUUGUCUAUGUUGGCUUUGUUGGUUUCCUUGCUCUCUUGUAUAACAUCCUCAAUGGUGAUAUGAUGCCUGGUACCAAGUUGCGUAACGGCCAGAUCUUAAAGUAUCCUUUGAACGGUUUCUCGAGUUUCCACAACACUAUCUUUUUUGGUAUCUUUGUUCUUGUUCAAACCGGAUUGAAGAUGAAGCCUUUGCUUUUCGUGUACGAUCAUUGGGUUGGUUUGGUGAUGGCCUCGAUCCUCUUCAGCUAUGCUAUCUCCUUGUUUGUCUACAUCCGAAGCUUCAAACCUGGUGCACUUUUAGCUCUUGGCGGUAACUCGGGCAAUCCAUUGUAUGAUUACAUGAUUGGCCGUGAGCUCAACCCUCGUAUUGGUAGCUUUGAUAUCAAGUUCUUCACCGAGCUUCGACCAGGUCUCAUUGGCUGGGUGGUGAUCAACUUGUGCAUGGCUUGUAAGCAAUAUACUGAUCUCGGCCGUAUUACAAACUCCAUGGUCCUUGUGUUGGCAUUCCAUACAUUUUACGUUGCCGAUGCAUUAUGGAAUGAGGAGGCUGUGUUAACUACCAUGGAUAUUACUACUGAUGGCUUUGGUUUCAUGCUUGCCUUUGGUUUGUAUACCUGGGUCCCAAUGAAUUACACUCUUCAAGCACGUUACCUUGUGGAUUUCCCUCGUGACAUGAGCUACUAUGAAGUUGCAGCUGUUAUUGGUCUCAAUUGCCUCGGCUAUUUCAUCUUCAGAAGUGCCAAUUCCCAAAAGAAUGCAUUCCGCAUGAACCCUGAUGGCGAUCGUGUCAAGCAUCUCAAGUAUCUCAAGACCGAGCGUGGUACUAAGCUUAUCAUCUCAAGCUGGUGGGGCAUGUCGCGUCAUAUCAAUUACCUUGGCGACUGGUUGAUGGCAUUGUCUUGGAGUCUGCCAUGUGGAUUUGGAUCAAUCAUUCCCUACUUUUACCCCAUCUACUUUGCUGUUUUGUUAUUACAUCGUGAAAGAAGAGAUGAUCAUCAAUGCCGUAUCAAGUACGGAAAGGAUUGGGACAAGUAUUGCAGCAUUGUCAAGUCCAGAAUUAUUCCAGGCAUUUAUUAA